Portunus trituberculatus (swimming crab) is the source of this 5806-nucleotide messenger RNA. It is a transcript of the gene Cad96Cb, whose product is annotated as protocadherin beta-4-like. Gene Ontology annotation, cellular component: plasma membrane. Gene Ontology annotation, biological process: homophilic cell-cell adhesion. The record is from RefSeq and is a predicted model, not a curated record. Lineage: Eukaryota; Metazoa; Arthropoda; Malacostraca; Decapoda; Portunidae. Gene Ontology annotation, molecular function: calcium ion binding.
CAGUAUGCAUCCAACAGUGGUAGAAGGAGGUUGUACGCACGUCCCUCUUGCGGUGAGAUAAGGCGGGGAUACCAACUAACUCUGUUCCCUUUUUAUCCUUACACUCCCUUAUACCGGCAUCCUUAUAGCCUCUGGAGGAUUGAGUAGAGUGCACAGGGAGGAAUUAGUGCAAGGAUUAAAGGGAUUUUGUGAGUAGAUUCGAUUCUUUUUGUUGUUUUCUUUGGAAGUGUUUGUUGUUGUGACUUGAGGAUCACGAAGGAACACAAAGGAAGGGGAAGGAUCACAGCUACCACCACCACCACCGCCGCCGCAGCGAAGGUAUAAUACAGGAGUGGCAACAUGGCGGCGUGACGUCAGGAGACACCUUUACCUGCACCUUACCUCCAUCCCUCCACGGCGGGGCAGUGAUGGAGGGAAAUACCUCUCAUACCGAAGGAAGCCAAGGAGGAGGAGGAGGAGGAGGAGGAGGAAGAGGAAGAGGAGUGAUAAAGAGGAGAGGAAAAUGCAAGACACUAAAUAAUGGAACUAUUUGUGCACUUCCGUCUAUCACCACCACCACCACCAUCACCACUCACCACCACCACCACCACCACCAUAGUCCCUCCACCACGCCCUCAGACACGCGGUUGAGGGAGUGCAGGGGCGUGGGGCGGCAUGAGGUUGGUGUGAGGUGGGAGGAGAAGGUUAGGAUGGAGCACAGAGGAGGCAGGAUGCUGUGGCGGCCUGCUAACUUGCUCCUGUCGGCCUCCUGCUGUCUUCUGCUGUGGCUGGCGACUGCUGUGUCCGCGCAGGACUCGCGGUGUUACCUGAGUCAGGGAGGGUCCGUGGACAACUUCUUCGUGAGGGAGAGUUUACCUGUGGGCAGCCUCAUAGGCACGCUGAGGCUGGAGGGGGAUGCCAGUCAGGACGGCGAUAUUUACCUCAGGCUCAAGGAGAAGGACACGUCGGUCAGCAUCUCUCCCAACUCCAAGAACAUCACACUCACCAGGAAGCUUGAUAAGGAGGGAAAGGAAGGAGAAUCUCAAGUCACUGUCAACGUUAUUUGUGAUCGACGCGGCACCACUGACCCUAGCAUCACCAUCCCGGUCAACAUUCGCGUGACAGAUGACAAUGAUAACGCUCCAGUAUUUGUAAACAGUCCCUACUACGUCAAUGUGUCAGAGGUGACCGUGGUUGGGACCGUCAUCAUGGGAGACAUACUAGCUGAAGACGAGGAUCAGCAGGGACCUUUUUCCACUGUUCAGUACUCCAUCCAGCCUGGACCAUACUCAGACAUGUUUCGCUUCGAAUCGCCUCUCAGCGGUAACCUGGUCCUGGAGAAGCCACUGGAUUACGAGAGUCUGGGGCUCUUCAACAUCACCAUCGUGGCGCAGGACCAGGCAGCCUCGCCCCAGAGCAGCACGGCGAUCCUCACGGUGCAGGUACAGGAUGCUGACGACCAGAACCCAGCCUUCACCCGCGACCACUACAUGGCCAUCCUACCAGAGAACCCUGUCAAGGGUACUCUGGUGGACGUGCAGCCUGAAGGAGUGAAGGCCGUGGACAGGGACGAGGGCAUCAUGGCGCCGGUGUUCUAUUCCUUCAGUCGAGAAGAGGAGGAGUCAGUGUGGUUCAAUAUUGACCCUGAGAGUGGUCAGGUCAGCAUGGCUCAGGACCUACCUCCCGACAAACUCUCCCAGCCUGUCACUCUGGUGGUCAGGGCCACUCAAAAGGACAACCCAGACAGGUAUGCCCUCACCACCAUGACACUGUCCCGCCGUGGCUACUACUCCACUCAGCUGCAGUUCAUUCAGAGGGAAUAUGUGGCCACUGUGUUGGAGAAUGUUCCCAAACACAGUGUUAUUGCCCCAACUCUCAUCAAUAAGAACAUCAAUGAGGACAUCCACUUCAGCCUGGAGAGAAAUGGUGAUGGUGUGUUCCGCAUCUCACCCUCGGGACAAAUUAUUCUGGACUACGAGCUUGACUUUGAGAAGAAGCAGGAAUACAGCCUUGAAGUUUAUGUCACUGAUGGGAACUUUAAUGACACAGCAACACUCAAGGUGAAGGUCCUCAACAUCAACGACUGGGACCCUCGCUUCCGCUACCCUGAGUAUGAGUUCUAUGUGAGUUCCUCUACACUGCGGCCAGGUGACUCGGUUGGCACAGUGGAGGUGGCCGACGGGGACCUGGGGGACGUCAUCACUCUCAGCGUCAUGGGGCAGGACUCACAGAUGUUUGCUAUUGACAACAAUGGAGACCUGAGGAUCCGUGACCUGACCUCCCUCAAUUCCACCGAGGCGCACAUUGUGGUGAUGGCCAAGGAUUCUGGAGUGCCUCCCAGGAUGGCAUCAGCACCGGUCACUGUCAACUUCCCUGCUGGUGUGGUGAAACUCUCCCCGCUUGGCACCAGCUCCAGCUUCCUCCUGGUGGUCAUAUUUGGCAGCCUGCUCCUCAUCUUCAUUCUCGUCGUCAUCUGCCUUGCCAUCUAUAUCCACAAAAACAAGAAGUACCGUGAUGACAACAAUGCAGCGCUGCCCACCAAGAUGAGCCAGAUAGUGACCAAUGGAAACCUGCCUCACACCAAACUGGACCCCCUCUCCCCACUCAACCACCAGAUGCAGGGCAAUGGCAGGCAGAUGACCCCUCUGGGCAGCCCCACCUCCCCCACAGGCCUGACAGGAGUGGAGUUGCCUGCACCUGACAACAACAACGUUCACACCACAAACAACAACAAUUACAACAGUGGCACAGGCAGAACAAGCACAAUUUCAGUGCAAUCUGGGCAAUCAUCGCCACGAGAUCAUGGCUACCUCAGGAACCCACUCAGCAAUGGGUCCCUGCCAGCACCCUCCUCCUGCUCCAGCAGCCGCCUCCCCCAUGGCAGUAGUGAUGGGGCCUCCCUCAAUGGCACUGGGAGGUCGUCUUCCACUACAGCAUCGACAGCCUCAGUGGGCGGCACUCCGGAGCACACCCCGCACUCCGCCAGGUCUCACUUCAGCGAGGGUGUGAGAAGCCAGCUGGGAAUGCGGGGUGGCAGUGGAAGGAGCUUAGGGUCACUUGGAGGAAGUGGUGGAUCCCUUAAAAAUGGGUCUCCAGUGGGAUCAGCACGGGCAUUAGGUGGGUUGCCUUCCAGAAAUCGGGUCAGUCCUGCACCCAUGCCCCCAACCCCAGCCAACACCCCCUACCCUGACCCUCCCUCCUCCCCUGAAAUUCACAACUCUCCUGUGGGAGGUCCCAUGGGCAGCAAAGUGUUGUGGCCAAGUGGGUCAAUUCCCAAACGAGUCAAGAAGUUGUCGUGGGAGGACGAACUUAGUACUAAGACGGAGCUGGACCCAGAAGUGAGUGUGACUCCAAUGCCUCACUCUGCAUCCUCCUCCCACACUCCUAAACUCACUGUCUACUUCUAAGUGUGUGUGUAUAUGUGUGUGUAUGGGAGUGUUGUAAUUAAUCUUUAGCAACAGAACUGUAUAGAUGUGGAAGGCAGUGCGCAAGUAACAGUCCCAGUGCCUACUUGAGGUGGGACUGCUAGGUGAUCAUCUGUAUGGCUUAACUAUGAGGUACUGGGAACCUUUUGGAGGAGUUGGGUCUCACUGUGUGCCUUGCUAAGUAUUUCACUUGUUGAAUGUGUCCGUUGGUGUUUGAACUGUACCAAGGGUGACUGUACAUCACUGGUUGCAUGCAGCACCCUUGAUGCAGCAGAGAGUUUGGAGUCAGAGGGCAGAUCACUGUUAGUGCUGCAAGGAUCAGCUGUAAUGGCUGUUACACAUGAACUAGUGGAGGGGAUACCAGUGGUGGUGUUGAGAGGUCUGGCCGGAGAUCUGGGCAAGACGAGAGAUUGGAGCACAAGAGGAGGCAAAACAGUGCUCACUGUUCUACUUGGGGUGGCAGGGAUAAUGAGGUUGGAGAGCUGAGAUGCAUAAGGAACACAGUUAAUAGUCGUGUUCAAAGGACUGGAUGUUGUGUUGCCAGAAGCAGUGGUAAUGGUAAGUGGGCCAGCAGCUGCACUGGUUGGAAGAAUGGAAUGCCUCUCAUCCAUAUCUCUUAUUAUCUGAUUUGCUAGGGAGGAGAGCAGUAGAGAAGUGGGUACUGUGGUGCUGGGGGUGGUAUUCAGUACUGUGGUGAUAGGGGUGGGGUCCAGCACUGUAGUGGUGGGGAUGGUGUCCAGUACUGUGGUGGUGGUGGUGGUCGCGGUGGUGUUCAGACUUCUCUCACCCUGCGUGUUUUGUGGGUGGUGGCCUUGUAUAGGCUUGGGUGAGGUGCUGAUUGGCUGGGGCAGUGAAGUAAUGCUGGUGACCUAGGGACAGGUAUUUCCUACACACUGGUGUUGUGGUAGAACUGGUAGAAAGGAUGUACUGACACUUGACAUCAAGCUGGAUUUUCUGAAGCUAGUGUGUAUAGAGAAAAAAGAAAAGAUUGAGUGUACGUUUACAUUGGAUUUUUUCAGAGUUCUGUCCAAAGCAUCUUUUAUACCUCCUUUUAAAGUGGCCAAGGAAAAGCUUAUUAUUAUCUCAACACAUACAUAAAUGUAAUCCGUUGUCAAUAUUUAUGAUGUUAUACAUUUGGUAAUAUUGUACUAUUUGUAAUUGCACAGUAUGUGACUGCUGCUUCAGUUGCAGGAUGUUGAGCAUUCAGGAAAUAUUACACAUAUAGUAUUGAAAAUAUCUCAAGGCCAUUUGAAAAGGUCAUAUUUUCAUUAAGAUAUAAAAAUGACUAUGUAUUUAUAUGCUCAUAAUUACACUCAAGAAAUUGAUAAGAGAGAAGAGAAGGUAAAGUAAUUUCACACAAGAAAUUGAAGAGAAAAGACUUGGGAUAAAGGAAGGAUUAUUGAGUGUGAAGUUCUGUUUUAGUGAGGAGAUCUCAGGAGCCAGCCAUGGUGUUCCUCUGUGUGUAUGGUGUCUGAGUGCAGCAGUGUCAUGUGUCCCUUGCUGAUGACAGCUUCAGCAUAGCAACAUUUCCUCCCUGGAUGACGUCUACAAACAAUAGUAAUGAAUGAGAGCUUUACUCUGAGAUGACGCUUUAUUCUUUUUAUUACCAUGGUUCUUCCCAGGAACACUUUACCUAUCAGACUUGAUGAAGACUUACAGUACAUGCACACAGACUUGGGUAUUGUUACUUGUUGCCUGCUGCAAUUGUGGUAGUGGAAAACCCCUUCAGUAGUGCUAAAAGAUGCUUGAGAAGGAAAAGACUCAGCCGGCUUGAUGUGCGUGUGUUUGUGGCAGAGUGAACGCCUGCCAUCCCAUUUCAUCGAAAUGUGUGCGUGCAUAAAAAUUAGCCUAUGUUUCCUGCUGCAGAAGCACAUUCUGUCUAUAUGAUGACAGUGUUACUGUGAGUGUGUGUUUGCAUGUGUUUAGAAGUGACAUAUCUCAUAUCUACUACUUGUGAUAUAUUUUACAGAGAUGGAAGGAACUAUAGCUACAGUGUGGUGAUAUAACUUUCCACUUUAUUUGUACUUUAGAGACACUGUGAAUUGUUUGUGUGAUGAAUGUGGUAAAAAAAAUAUGGUCAAAUGCAGGUGUUUCAGUCAGUAGCUUUACUUGAGGACAUCAAAAUGUAACCCAUAUUUCUAAACUAAUGCACUCCUGCCUAGUCGCAGAGUUAUUAUUGCUGCUGAUUGAUACAUUGAGCAGAGAGGAGGCAGUUUGGACACACCAGUGGACAUGUGGAUGGGACAAAAUUCAUGUACCAGAUCACAAAAUGCUACACAAGUAUGUACUCUGGAUCACAAAGUUGUUUAUAUUUCGUUACUGAUGUAAUCUUGGUGUGUGUGUGUGUGUGUGUGUGUGUGUGUGUGUGUGUGUGUGUGUGUGUGUGUGUGUGUGUGUGUGUG